Molecule: messenger RNA, 486 nt
Organism: Brassicogethes aeneus
Lineage: Eukaryota; Metazoa; Arthropoda; Insecta; Coleoptera; Nitidulidae
Source: the annotation of a GenBank genome assembly
AUGCGUUUCUAUCGAGAGAUGUGUAGAGAACCGGGAAGUCCUUUGGUUCAAAUUUCGAAUAGAAAUGAAGAACGGGAACAGUGCGACAUUACAAGGAACGUUAGAGUACAACAGCUGGAAUUGAAGAAAAAGCACUGCAAAGGCCCUUUGCCAAAUAACGUUCACACUGGCGAAUGUCAACAAUACCAAUCUUUGGAAAUGUCGGAAAUGAAAAUAGGGUUAAAUUUACGUGAUAAUUGUAUCAUGUUAAAAAACUGGAACAUAUGUUGCGUGGAGAACAUUUUGUCGAUAACUGGAAAAAUUCGUUUAUUAUUAAGAAAUUUCUUGAAUAAAGCAGAUUUUUGUGAUGUUGGUGUUCCUUCAUUCAAAUUAGGAAUUUACAAAUGUUCAGGAUUAGAGAAAAAAUGCGAGUUGGUUCCUGUAAAAGAAGUUGCCCAUAAAUGUUUUGAAUGCCUGUCUGCAGAUUGCUUACUGCAAAUAAUGUAA